UGGCCAACUUUAUGUGUCAUUAAGUUUCACAUGUAUAUUUACCGAAAAACAGUUCCUUUAGGUGUACAUAUAGACCUAAAAUCGGACUAGAUCGAACUAAAUAGUAGCCCAAUUGCAAUUGAAUAACAAAAAAAAUUCGAAUCAAACCUGAUUGAAAUGGGUUCAACCUGACCAAAACCAUACCAAACUGGUCGAUUGAUACCCUUUCCAGGGUCCAUCUUACCUGUCACCUGGUAGGUCCUUUGUCAAGUGUUGUACUUCGAUUCAGCUCAUCUUCAGAUUGUCCAGAGCUUGCUCAUAGUUACCUUAGACCAGCGACGCCUGUCCCAAUAGUAUCCAAGGGCUGUGUUUGUUUCUCAAAAUAAAAACCACCCAUCAGGCUGGAUGCAACCCAUACCCGAUUUAACAAAACUCGGAUCCUCCUUCUCUUCUCCUCUCCCAAAAAUCAAUCCAUUCGAUGAGAGCGAAGCUAGGUCAUUGGCACGCAUUGCCCACCCCUUCGUUCGCUUCCCCUCUCCUUUGAACCUGCUCUUGACGUAGUUUUUGUUCUCGCAGAUCUAUCGUCUGUGGAUUCUGUAGCAGUUCAGUAACUCAAAAGCAGACACAAACAGAAACCCUUUCUGAUCUUUUGUGACAGUUGUUCAUUUGUUCACUACUUUUUACCUUUCCUGGGUUUGACAUUGAUAGGGAAGAACAUUUCAAAAACGAGAACUGUAAAGAAAUCACCAUUUUUGAGCUUUUAUCGGUUAAACCUUUUCUGGGUUAACAUUGACAGGGAAGAACAGAACAGCAACAAAACCCUUUUUCUACCAUUUACGACGGAGAGAACGAAGCUUGUAUCAUUCGAUUGCGGUGCUGGGCCUGCUGGGCCUGCUGGCCUGUUCAAGAAUGACAUCUAUCGGGUAUGGGUUGCACGUGGGUUUGAUGGGUGAUUUUUUUUCUGGAGAAGCAAUCACAGCCAUUGGAUCCGCGCAACAGGUGUCGCGCACCAGGUAGCUAAGGUAAGCGCAGAGGAGCCGGAUCCGUUGUACUUUCAGUUUCCCGCCUAGUGCUCACAAAGUAGAGAAGCUGUAGAAUGGGAUUCUGGGAGUCGCAGUUAGCAACACCAUCUUCCUUCCAUCUAUCUCUAUCGCAACUCUUGAACGAAGACUCACUCCAAAACUAUUGAAAACGAAACCUGAUCUCCCAAUUCUUAUUUUGGAUUUAUCUUCAUUAUUGAUUACUAGGGUUUUCUGCUGGAAUAGAGAUGUCGUUUGAUCUUCUUUUGAAGCCGAAAUGCAGCGGCUGUGGAUCAACGGAAUAUCUUUAUGGGAGUAAAUGUAAGCACAUGAUUCUCUGCUUCUCCUGUGGGAGAACAUUGACGGAGAAUCGUGGGAAAUGUAUCGAAUGUGGCGUUACAUUGACACGAUUAAUUCGGAUGAAAGAACCAAAGGGAUUUUCUGGACAAUCUAGAACUUGUUCAUCUCAAUUGUCACUAGUAGGCUUUGACAUAACAGUUGAAAGUCCCGCUUCCUUGAUACCAGCUGCAAAUAUGUUUCCACCAGAAAAACCAUGUACUGCACCAGUAUCUGUUGGAGUAAUUCGACCUGCUCGACCCUUGGUUAAUGUUUCUGCAUUGGCUUCGGCAUCCUCGAUGAAUCACUUGUCUGUUAAUCAAGUGCAGCCAGCUGUGGUGUCCAGGGAACCGUCGAGUGGCUCACUAGAAAAGGAUUCUUCUUCUUCAACACUGCCUCGAACAGAAGUAGCACAUUUCAGAUUGGAUGGAAGAUUAAAUGGGCCAGCUUUUGCAACCCGAGUUCGAGAAAAUACUUCUGGCGAUCACCAGUUUGAGAAAGCUCCCAGACUUGGUCAAACAAACAAGGUGUCAGAUCAUACACCAAUUAAAACUAAGGGUUCUUCUAACAUUAGUAGCUCUCAAGUAGCCCUUCAAGCAGCAAAAGAUCAGGGCACUAAACCCUCUGUAAUUCAAACCGUAUCUGGUAGCCUGCCAAGUGUACAGCAACCUUCACUGGGCAUCCACUUUAUUCACAAUGACAUUGCAAGGAAUGUUCGGAAAUUUUUGCAACCAAGAAUUCCUGAGCAUCCUAAUUGGACUCCUCCUUCAGUAAAGUACAUGAAUAAGCCCUUAACGUGUCAAAUAUGUAAGGCUACCAUCAGUGAUGUAGAAAGUUUACUUGUUUGUGAUGCUUGCGAGAAAGGAGUCCACUUAAAAUGUCUUCAUUUAUACAAUAAAAAAAGCAUUCCUAAAGGGGAGUGGCACUGUCCUAAGUGCAUAUUAUCAAGCAGUGAGAAGCCAUUGCCCCCUAAAUAUGGUCCUGUUAUGUGAAAUAUCACUGCAUGUAUGGUGUUUUCAGACACCAAUGAAGGUCUAAUUUCUACGGUAAAGAAGGUUGAAAAUUCAGAUAAAAAGAUCGAUCAUCAGAAAGCCAUUGCUAAUGGAAACCCUGGUGUACUGAAUCCUGCUGUUGGUGGUGGUACAGGAAGUAACCAUACUCAGUCAUCCAAUGGACUGAAAACACCUUACAAACAAGCAAGGUAAUGGAUGCACAUGGAUCUAAUUUCACCAAAAGCAGAGGAGGCCUAGCAAAGUCUAGGGAAACUGCAGGUUUAGUUUGUGCCCCUCUUUCUGGAGUGGUGAAUGAUAUUUCUGAUCUACCCAUUCAAUGUGGUGGAUCAUCUUCAUGUGACACAGGGAGAUCGAACUCUGAUUUCAUGUCACUGCCAAAGUUUGAUCAAGGACACCACUAUCAAGCCUCAUGUAACUCAUUCAGUUAUGACGAUAAAGGGCCAUUAUACCAUGAAGCUUCUGGCAAUCAAUAUAUUGUUAACAGUUCCACUCCUAAGGAGCUUGGGAAAUCUUAUUUAAGAGUCUUCUGAAUGUAAGGCAGGUUGUGAGAUCAAGAAAGAGAACCAAGAUCUUCCUCACACAUGUUCUGUCGAGGCUUCCGAUUUUGAGAAUGGAGCUGGAGAUUGCAAUAGGUCUUCAUUAGAUGAUUUGCAUGUUGUGGAUUGGGUUGGUGAUAUAGUUCGCAUAGUAGAUGAGAAGUCAUUUUGUUGGUCUUGUGUUAAAGGAGCAGUAUACAAGCUGCAAGAUCAUGCUCUUUUUUGUUCUAGCAAUGACAAUCUGAGACCUUCGAAGCUUCAGGCAUUUGAAUCUAAUCAUGUUAGCACCGAUUGGCUGGCUUAAUUCAGGGGCCAUGUCAAGUUCUUCCUCGUAACAAGUUUAAGGAAGAAAGUGAAUGAAGAAGCCAGUUACUUCAUGGAGAAAGUGAUAGGGUUACAACCUUUUUUCCUGUGUAAGUAUACCACCAAUUUUAACUGCUUCUUGAUAGGGAGCCUCAAGCUGGGGAACAUUUUUUUAACUGGGGCCUUUGUGCUUGUAAUCAAUGUUGAUGUUUGUUUUUAUAUUUACAUAGUGAUGUACUAGAGAACUUGCCAUUCUACUUUAUCCAGCAGAGGUAGCUUUGUUUCUUA
This is a messenger RNA of Macadamia integrifolia, 3474 nucleotides long. RefSeq lists its product as uncharacterized. Lineage: Eukaryota; Viridiplantae; Streptophyta; Magnoliopsida; Proteales; Proteaceae. The transcript is spliced from 4 exons. Bases 1247 to 2326 code for a protein of 359 amino acids. The record is from RefSeq and is a predicted model, not a curated record.